Salmo salar (Atlantic salmon) is the source of this 1026-nucleotide messenger RNA. It is a transcript of the gene h2bk1, whose product is annotated as H2B.K variant histone 1. The record is from RefSeq and is a predicted model, not a curated record. Gene Ontology annotation, molecular function: DNA binding; protein heterodimerization activity; structural constituent of chromatin. Gene Ontology annotation, cellular component: nucleosome. NCBI's taxonomy places the organism in Eukaryota, Metazoa, Chordata, Actinopteri, Salmoniformes, Salmonidae.
AACAGGUUGCGACAGCUUGAUGAGGCGGAAAUUACAGGUGAAUAGACCACAACAGUGCUGACAGCAUUAUACAUAUAAUCACGGUUCCGCUGUAUCUCGAGUCUCUGAAAUGAGUAACGAUGUAACCAAGAAGAAGGGAAAGGCAGUCGGGGAGAAAAAGACUAAAAGAAAAGCCAAGAGGAGAGAGACUUAUGCAGUGUAUAUCUAUAAAGUUUUGAAGCAGGUCCAUCCUGACACUGGCAUCUCCAGCAGAGCAAUGAGCAUAAUGAAUUCCUUUGUCAACGAUGUGUUUGAGCGCAUUGCAACUGAGGCAUCUCGUCUGACCCAGUAUAACAAACGCUCAACCAUCACCAGCCGAGAGGUACAGACCGCAGUCCGACUCUUGCUACCUGGAGAGCUGGCCAAGCACGCCGUGUCAGAGGGCACCAAAGCUGUCACCAAAUACACUAGUUCAAAGUAGAAAAUGAGUGCAUCAAAUGCUGCAGGAAUGCAAUUAAGGCUAUGGAUGCACCACAAGUUUAAGUUGAUUCAUUAUUUUUGGGAAAUAAAUGCACUAUAUUGUUUUUUGGGGGGGUCCCCAUGAUUAAAUGUUUCUGCAAUUUUCAUUUUUUGCCACUAGAUGGGACCAUUACUUUAGUUAUAUUUUGCUGUCAUUUUCAGUCAGAACAUGCAUGUCAAACCCUCAUCACAACAUUGGCAACCUCCACCCAGACCCUGUGCAGGUAGCUCAAUUUAUUUAACUGCACAUAUUGUAUACAUGGGCUAUCUAAUGUAAAUGGGCUAUAAGUACAGGUGUCUGUUUUGCUCAAGCUAUAAGUAUAAAUGGAGUCUUGCAAGUUAAUGAGAUACUAUGAUACAGCAUAGUAUGUGCUGAUGUUUUGGUAGAAGAUAAUCUAGAGCAGGGUUCCCUUCCCCAUUUAGAUUUCUUUCCCUAGUGCUACACUAGUCCUUUUCGCCCCAAUAUAGAGGGCAAUUUAAUAAAAUGCUCUAUAGCAGGGGUAUUCAACUCAUACCCUAUGAGGUCUG